AGCCCCGCCCCUGGUUCCCCACCCCCUUCUUUUCCCUCCCCUCCCCCUUCGGCCUGCUCCAGGUGCCCCGGCGGGUCUUGCGGCGCGGCGCGCAACGUGAGUUGGCGGUCACCAUGGCAAUGCGGGAGCUGGUGGAGGCCGAAUGCGGGGGUGCCAACCCACUCAUGAAGCUGGCUGGGCACUUCACCCAGGACAAGGCCCUUCGGCAGGAGGGGUUGAGGCCCGGCCCUUGGCCUCCAGGAGCCCCAGCCUCUGAGGCGGUUUCCAAGCCUUUGGGAGCAGCCUCCGAAGAUGAGUUGGUGGCCGAAUUUCUCCAGGACCAGAAUGCACCCCUUGUAUCCCGCGCCCCACAGACCUUCAAGAUGGAUGACCUCCUGGCAGAGAUGCAAGAGAUUGAACAGUCAAACUUCCGCCAGGCACCCCAGAGAGCUCCUGGUGUGGCAGACUUGGCCUUGUCCGAGAACUGGGCCCAGGAGUUUCUUGCAGCUGGAGAUGCAGUGGAUGUAACUCAGGAUUAUAAUGAGACUGACUGGUCCCAAGAAUUCAUCUCUGAAGUUACAGAUCCUCUGUCUGUGUCCCCUGCCCGCUGGGCCGAGGAGUAUCUGGAACAGUCCGAGGAGAAGUUGUGGCUGGGAGAGCCGGAGGGAACAUCUGCCGCUGAUCGCUGGUACGAUGAAUGUCACCCUGAGGACGAUCUGCAGCACGCAGCCAGUGAUUUUGUGGCCAAGGUGGAUGACCCCAAGUUGGCUAACUCCGAGUUCCUGAAAUUCGUGCGGCAGAUUGGCGAGGGGCAGGUGUCCCUGGAGUCCGGUGCAGGGUCGGGCCGAGCUCAGGCAGAACAGUGGGCAGCAGAGUUUAUACAGCAGCAGGGUACGUCAGAUGCCUGGGUUGACCAGUUCACAAGACCAGUAAACACAGCUGCCCUCGAUAUGGAGUUUGAACGAGCCAAGUCAGCUAUAGAGUCUGAUGUCGAUUUCUGGGACAAGUUGCAGGCAGAGUUGGAGGAGAUGGCCAAACGGGACGCGGAGGCUCACCCCUGGCUUUCUGACUAUGAUGAUCUCACAUCUGCUUCCUAUGAUAAGGGGUACCAGUUUGAGGAGGAGAACCCCCUGCGUGACCACCCACAGCCUUUUGAGGAGGGGCUCCAGCGGCUUCAGGAGGGGGACCUGCCAAAUGCCGUGCUGCUUUUUGAGGCAGCGGUGCAGCAGGAGCCCAAGCACAUGGAGGCGUGGCAGUACCUGGGUACCACCCAGGCAGAGAAUGAACAAGAACUGUUAGCUAUCAGCGCGCUGCGGAGGUGUCUGGAGCUAAAGCCCGAUAACCGGACGGCACUGAUGGCCCUGGCCGUGAGCUUCACCAACGAGUCCCUGCAGCGACAGGCCUGCGAAACCCUGCGAGACUGGCUGCGCUACACCCCGGCCUAUGCCCAUCUGGUCGUGCGUGGUGAAGAAGGCGCUGGCGGGGCGGGACAGGGCCCCAGCAAGCGCAUCCUGGGAUCUCUGUUGUCAGACUCCCUAUUUCUUGAAGUGAAGGAGCUCUUCCUGGCUGCUGUGCGCCUGGACCCUACAUCCAUUGAUCCCGAUGUGCAGUGUGGCUUGGGAGUCCUCUUCAACCUGAGCGGGGAGUAUGACAAGGCGGUGGACUGUUUCACAGCUGCCCUCAGCGCUCGUCCCAAUGACUAUUUGCUGUGGAACAAGCUAGGGGCCACCCUGGCCAAUGGAAACCAGAGUGAAGAAGCUGUAGCUGCCUACCGUCGGGCCCUUGAGCUACAGCCUGGCUAUAUACGGUCCCGCUAUAACCUGGGCAUCAGCUGCAUCAACCUUGGAGCUCACCGGGAGGCUGUGGAACACUUUUUGGAGGCCUUGAACAUGCAGAGGAAGAGCCGGGGCCCUCGGGGAGAAGGGGGUGCCAUGUCAGAGAAUAUCUGGAGCACCCUUCGUUUGGCAUUGUCUAUGUUAGGCCAGAGUGAUGCCUAUGGGGCAGCCGAUGCCCGGGAUCUGCCCACACUUCUAACUAUGUUUGGCCUGCCCCAGUGACAGUGGGAUGGGCUGCCCUGUGAGUGUCUGCUUGGAGGGGUCCCUGCUCUGAAUGUGACUCCCUCUCCCCAAAUGGGCCUACCAAGGGGGUGGGCUGAUGACCACAAGCGGUACGGCCUCUCAGGAGCUGCCUCAAUGUAGGGGGUGGGGUAGUCUGUGUUCUUCCUACGUAACUGUGGGAAAAUGAGCUGUGUUGACUCUGAGUCCCUUGGUAAUUCAGGGGCUGUACAUCCAGCUACAGAUCUCUCUGCUCAUCAUGCCCUUUUUUGGUGCUGCUUUUUUGGUAGGACCCAAAGAUCUAGGGUAACUGCUGUCAUCAGCUGCCAUUUCUGAUGGGGUCUACCACAUUCGUAACGUCUGUCGUUUCCCCGCCUUUUACUGGGAACUGAUAAUAGUACAGCUUUCUUGGGCAGUUGUGUGUGGCAGGUUCUUCUACUGUGCACCUCUGUGAUGACUGUAUCUGGGUUGGGAUGCUAGGAGUUGGCCUGUUGGAUUUAAAUGUUGCUUUGGCCCAGCAGAGCUGAGUUUUGAUAAGGGUGCUCACAGUUCUAUUGCUUCUGGACCUCUCCUGCCUGUAGCUCGGGUUUCCUGGGCGCAGUGCGGCACAAAGUAAUGCUGGUGUCAUUACUUAGGGGUCCCCAGGAGUGGCUGGGGUCGCCUGUACAGGGAGUGUGUGUGGAGUAGGAGGACGGCUUAUUUGUGGAAUGAACCUAGAAGAGAGCAGAUGGGAUCAGGUUAAGGGCUCUGUUUUGGGGCCUUUGGUGGGAGGACAGAGCAGGUAGGCUGAGGGGGUUGGUGAGCACAGCUUGCUGUGGUCACCAACCCCCCACUCCUAGAAGGUGUUUGGGUAGGAAUUGAGCUAGCUCUUCUAGUUGGCUCAGAGAUGGCAAUCUUGCCAGAUUCCUAGCAGAGAGGCAGUUCAGUGUUACCAUAAGCCUUUUGCUUACUUCUUUAAAUGUUUCUGGGGGGGGCAUUGAAAAAUCCCCUCCCCCCAUAUCACCUUCACAAGGUGUAGAUGGAGGGAAGAUGAGGGAGCAGCUUGGAGUCUCGUCCGCUGCCCGCUGCACAGGGAGGUACACCAGCGCCCGGAAAUGCCUGCUGAGCCUCUUGCCUUGUCUUCAGUAGCUAAUGAUCAGAGAGAUUUUUUUUUUAAACUGCCAUGGUCCCAAGGUUCCAUCCUGAAAUUUAUUUUUCUUUGUAUGAAUACGUGUAAAUGAUUUAAAAAUAAAACUGUAUGAAUAAAAUUUGUAUGAAGAAUAAAUGGAACUGACAUGGG
Molecule: messenger RNA, 3312 nt
Organism: Suricata suricatta (meerkat)
Lineage: Eukaryota; Metazoa; Chordata; Mammalia; Carnivora; Herpestidae
Gene: PEX5
Product: peroxisomal biogenesis factor 5
Exons: 16
Coding region: 114-2036 (640 amino acids)
Biological process (GO): protein import into peroxisome matrix, docking
Cellular component (GO): peroxisomal membrane; cytosol
Molecular function (GO): protein binding
Source: RefSeq, a predicted model, not a curated record